This is a messenger RNA of Microdochium trichocladiopsis, 1602 nucleotides long. Its product is annotated as ribosomal protein S5 domain 2-type protein. The record is from RefSeq and is a predicted model, not a curated record. Gene Ontology annotation, cellular component: cytosol; cytoplasm. Gene Ontology annotation, biological process: galactose metabolic process; carbohydrate phosphorylation. The coding region runs from base 1 to 1602 and encodes 533 amino acids. NCBI's taxonomy places the organism in Eukaryota, Fungi, Ascomycota, Sordariomycetes, Xylariales, Microdochiaceae. The transcript has 2 exons. Gene Ontology annotation, molecular function: galactokinase activity; ATP binding.
AUGUCGGGUCCCGUCCCCCAGACCACGGCGCUGCAGGAUGUCUACACGGCGGAGUCCCUUGGCGAGCAGGGCGUCCGCUGGAAUACGCUCCUCGAAAAGUUCCAGGAGACGUAUGGCACGUCAGCAGAGUUCGUCGCGCGGUCUCCAGGCAGAGUCAACAUCAUCGGCGAGCACAUCGACUACUCGCUGUACCCGUGCCUGCCCAUGGCCAUCUAUCCGGAUGUGAUCGUCGCCGUGUCCUCGACCGCCGCCUCGGACGAGCCCGCCAGCACCACGGGCACUUAUAAGCUGCAGAUUGCCAACGUCGCCUCGGACCGGUUCCCGACCCGCGAGUUCGACGUGCCCUACGGCGACGUUGAGAUCGAUGCCACCAAGCACGAGUGGACAAACUACUUCAAGGCCGGCCUGCGCGGCGCCCUGGAGCUGCUGCGCAAGAAGCACGGCCAGGACUUCAAGCCGCGCAGCAUGAAGGUGCUCAUGGACGGCACGGUCCCCGCGGGCGGCGGCCUCAGCUCCAGCGCAGCAUUCGUCAGUGCCGCGGCGCUGGCCGUCAUGUUCGCCAACGGCGAGCGGGACAUUGACAAGAAGGCGCUGACCGAGGUCGCCAUUGUCAGCGAGCGCGCCGUUGGUGUCAACUCGGGAGGCAUGGACCAGUCCGCCUCCGUCUUUUCCGAGAUGGGCUCGGCGCUGCUCGUCUCGUUCAGCCCCUCGCUGUCCGCGCGCCCCGUCUUCUUCCCCAAGACGAACCCGGAGCUGUGCUUCCUCAUCGCGCAGUCCUUUGUCACGUCCAACAAGCAGGUCACGGGCCCGAUCCACUACAACCUGCGCGUCGUCGAGGUCAGCAUGGCGGCGGCGGUGCUCAACGCCAAGUUCUGCCCGGGCACCGAGCUGCCCAAGGACGCCGGCCCGCUCGGCGUCUCCCUCCGCGGCUUCCACGACAACUACUUCAACGCCCAGCAGAAGGACGGCGGCGGCAAUGCCAAGCCCCUCCCCGAGCAGCUCGCGGAGCUCAUCGAGAUGACCAAGUCGGCGCUGGACAAGGAGGAGGGCUACACGGUCGCCGACGUGGCCGCCCUGACGGGUACCACCGUCGAGGACGUCAAGGCGCGCUUCCUCUCGAGCUUCCCCGUGCGCGGCGAGUUCUUCAAGCUGCGCCAGCGCGCGCUGCACGUCUUCACCGAGGCCCUCCGUACGCAGCAGUUCCUCGCGCUGCUCGAGGACACGACCCAGCACCCUCCCGCCGCCGCACCCAGCGGGGGCACCGACGACUCAGUCGCGUACAACCAGCGGCUCGGCAGCCUGAUGAACCAGACGCAGGACUCGUGCCGGGACGUCUACGAGUGCAGCUGCCCCGAGAUCGACCAGAUCUGCGGCAUCAUUCGCGGCGCGGGCGGCUACGGCAGCCGCCUGACCGGCGCGGGCUGGGGAGGGUGCAGCGUGCACCUGGUCCCCGCGGACAAGGUCGAAGAUAUCAAGAAGGCGCUCGUCGAGCAGUACUACUCCAAGCGGACCGUGAGCGACAAGGACAUGGAGGGCGCGAUCGUCGUGAGCCGGCCCAUGAGCGGGAGUGCGGUCGUCACGCUGGAUGGCGGUCGGUUCUGA